Molecule: messenger RNA, 1218 nt
Organism: Daphnia pulicaria
Lineage: Eukaryota; Metazoa; Arthropoda; Branchiopoda; Diplostraca; Daphniidae
Product: pro-resilin-like
Exons: 3
Coding region: 98-1126 (342 amino acids)
Cellular component (GO): extracellular matrix
Source: RefSeq, a predicted model, not a curated record
GCUAACGGCUGGAGAGAUUCUGUAUAUAAAGAACUAUUCUCCGCAUCAAACCAUCAGUUCCUUUUCUGAAGUGUUCAAAUCAUCUUCUCUCAGCAACAUGAACAAAUACGUCGUUUUAGCAACUUUGAUUGCGUUCGCUAUUGCCAAGCCGCAAGGCUAUGGAUCAGGAGCAGGACAACAACAGCAGGGUUACGGUGGUCAAGCUGGACAACAACAACUGCAACAGCAGGGUUACGGAGCUCAGUCCGGUGCCUCUCAACAGGGUUAUGGUGGUGCUCAGGCUUCAGCUAGCGCAGGAGCUGGACAAGGAUACGGCACUCAAGGAGGAGCCGCUGCCGCACAACAGCAACAAGGGUAUGGUGCUGCUCCGGCUGGAGGUGCCGCUGGAGCUGGACAAGGUUAUGGUGCUCAAGGAGGAGCUGCCCAGCAGCAACAGGGCUACGGUGGGGUUCAGGCCUCAGCUAGCGCUGGAGCUGGACAAGGAUAUGGCAGUGCAUCAAACGGCCAGCAAAAACCAACCAAUACUUACAACGGAAACGGAAACUCUAAACCUUCUACAUCCGCUUCAUCCUACGAACAAGAGCAACCUCCGAUGCCCUACGAAUUCGCCUGGGAAGUUAAGGACGAGCCAACCAAGAACGACUACGCCCAUGAAGCCAAAAGUGACGGCAAAGUUGUGAUCGGAUCUUACCGCGUUCUUCUCCCCGAUGGCCGCACUCAGAUCGUUUCCUAUCGCGCUGACGAAAACGGCUACGUCGCUGACGUCAAGUACGAAGGUGAAGCUCAAUUCCCCGCACCAUCCGGAGGCAAUGGCAACUACGGAGCUGGAGCAUCAGCUGGAAAUGGCGGCAACAAUUACGGAGCUGGAGCUUCAUCUGCAGCUGGAAACGGUGGCAACAACUACGGGGCUGGAGCAUCAGCUGGAGCUGGAAACGGUGGCAACAACUACGGAGCUGGAGCUUCAGCUGGAGCAGGAAACGGUGGCAACAACUACGGAGCUGGAGCUUCAGCUGGAGCUGGAAACGGUGGAAACAACUACGGCAGCAGCGGAAAUGGAAACAGUGGAUAUGGCAGUGGAAAUGGAGCAAAGCCAAAUGGCAAUGGCAACAAAUCCAGCGCUUAUUAAAAUUAUAAAAUUUAAUGUUUGUGUGUUGCGUAAUUCAAAUAUUUUUGUAUGAACCACCCUGAAAUUGAAAUACACUUUAAUAAUAUACCUAA